GCGUCUCGUCCUUUGGGAGGACCCAAACCGAUGUCCAGGAACAAACGUCCCAGAGGUCGAAGGUAUACUCUGUCCGGUAGAGCUCAGACGGUUCUUUCAACAGUCCUGGAGGACAUCAUCGAGAAAACCUUGGAGGACGCGAGGAAAAUGGCGGAAUCGGCCGGAAAAGAACGCGUGUCUAUUGAAGAGGUGGAAAAAGCUUUGAGGAAGCUCUGCCAACAUCUACACCCGGACGCCACGUUCUUCAGCGAUGAUAUCGGGUCAACAGGGCUAGGAUCAGGAUCUUUAAUAGGGCCUGGCAGCAAGAAGCCAAUUUGUCGGAAAUAAAAUAGUCAAUGAACGAUCACUGUCACCGCGAGUACGUCUCGUUCGUCCAUUUGGCGUUUUUGUAAAUUCUGGUGGUAAUUAUUUCGGUCUCAUGUCGAUUACUAUUGAAAAGAGAAAUAAAAUGCGUCCGAGGAA
This is a messenger RNA of Orussus abietinus, 462 nucleotides long. RefSeq lists its product as uncharacterized. Gene Ontology annotation, molecular function: protein heterodimerization activity. NCBI's taxonomy places the organism in Eukaryota, Metazoa, Arthropoda, Insecta, Hymenoptera, Orussidae. The record is from RefSeq and is a predicted model, not a curated record. The transcript is spliced from 2 exons. The coding region runs from base 31 to 327 and encodes 98 amino acids.